GUGAUGCUCUCCUGGAUUCUUCUCCAGCCCUGGGAUUAAAUAGCUCUCCUGGAGUCAGUGCGGGCAGACGCCGUCUCCUAGGUCCAGGGCUCUAGUCCUCUGGCUGGGGAUUUCAUAAGGGAGCAUCUCUCUCCUGGGGACCAUUCCAUGAGAAGGAUCUUCCAUAACAUUAUCCAGCAAGAGUGGUCAUGGCCUUCUUAUUUCAGCUUAUCUUCCUGGCCGGUCAUGCCCAGCAAGCCUUUGGCUCGUGGGGCGUCACCUACCCCCAAAGCCUGCACAGUGUAAAGGACUCCUGCAUCCUGAUACCCUGCACCUUCAGCUACCCCAGCACAGUGAUCCCCAUGGACGGCAUUGUGGCCAUCUGGUACAAGGAUUACCAAAGCCAGAGCACCAUUAUCUACCACUCUGCCACUCCCAGCGAGGUCGACAGCAGGUUUCAGGGCCGUACCGAGAUGCUGGGCGACCUGGCCCUGCACAACUGCACCCUGCUGCUGAGGGGUGUGAGGAUUGAAGACAGGGGCAAGUACAACUUCAGGUUCGAGAUCAAUCAGGGUGACAAGUGGUCAGACCUGCUUGGGGUGACGCUGACUGUUUACCGAAUAUCCCUGUUCUUUCCAUCCCUAGAUGCCCCCAACAGCCCGGCCAUUGCUGCUCCGGAAGAUCUAACGGAGGGUGUGAGAGGGAACUUCACCUGCUCCAGCCCAUACGUCUGCCCAUACGAUAGCAUCGCUCUGCAGUGGAGGGGCUACAAUGCAGUGGUCUCAACCGUGGCUGGGGCAGUGCAACUGGACACUGCCGGAGUGCUCAACCAGCAGACCCUCAUUACCUCCUUGUCAUGGCAGGACCACUCCAAAAAACUGUUCUGUGAUGUAUCUGUUGGCGCUAAGCAGGCAACCGGGGAAAUCGCUCUGUGGGUGAAACAUGUCCCACGCCAAGGCCCAAAAGUGGUCAUCAACCCCUCUGCAUAACGAAUCAUCCGGUGGCAGACACCGUGUCCUCAGUGCAGUGUGAACCUACGCACCUUCCCUGAGGUCACCAGCUUACAAGUGUGGUACAAGGGCAGGAACCGCCUUUGUGAUGCGAACAGAUCCUGGACUCUCCAGAGCGUUGCUCGUGAAGAUUAUGGCCCGUACCACCUGUGAGCGGAAAAUUCAGGUCGGGGACCAGGGGUGGCGUGAAGCAGUUGUUUCCUAUGUGUUUUUUCUGCAGUGGUCUCGGUGAGCCCUUCUGCAGAGAUACAGGAAGGCGAGAUGGUCACUUUGACAUGCGAGGUUCCCGGCGAGGACAACCAGGAUCUCAGCUACACCUGGUACAAGAACAAUAUCUGGAUCAAGGAAGGCACGGCCCGCUCCCUUGUGUUUCACGAAAUCACCACCAGCGACACUGGCUAUUAUUUGUGCAAGGUGCAGAACGACAAAGGGAGUGAAAUGUCCCAGGCCAUCAGCCUGAGUGUGUUCUAUCCCCCAAGGGGCCUUGCAAUCAGCUUGUUCCAGGAGAUGCAGGAAGGAAAACUGGCUAUCAUUCACUGCACCGUGGAUAGCCACCCCCUGUCUGUCCUGGCCCUUUACCACAACGAGGCCCUCCUCGCCACCACCAGCUCCCACGCGGCCCCCAACCAGCUCAGCGUCACGGCUUCCCACAACUCCUUGAAACUGGAGAUCUGGAACGUGCUGCCGGAGGACGACGGCCGAUACCGGUGCACGGCAAGCAACACGUACGGGAACGCGACUGCUGUAAAGCUGUUCCAGUGCCCAAAUCCAGAAUCCCUGGCCAAACCACAAUUCCCAUUAUGCACCGUGGCUUCCUUCUUGUUAAGCCACCACAAGUGCAUCAAGGGACUCCCUGCGGCGAGAGUGUUGAUUGGUCCCUCCCCGGAGGUGCGCGAAGGAGAUGCAGUCACCCUGACGUGCAUCACCACCCGAAGCGCAGAGGAAGGGACCAGCUACACCUGGUAUAAGAAUGCCAGGUGGCUGGGGGAGAGCUCUGAGAACACCCUGGUCCUCCCAGCCACAAGCAGGGAUGCGGGCGCUUUCCAGUGUAAGGCCCAGAAUAAGAGAGGCAGCAGCACCUCUCCGGCUGUCACCCUGCGGGUGCUAUUCCCACCGAGACGGCCCCAGAUGAGCUCCCUGCUAGAGACGCAGAACAGGCAUCUGGGUAUCAUCCUGUGCACCACCGAGAGCGACCCCCAGUCCCAAUUAGCCCUGUACAAAGGAGAUGAAUUAGUAGCUUCCACCAGUGGCUCCCGCUCGUUGGCCGGCCAGAGGCUCAGUGCGACUCCAUCGUACAACAGCUUGAAGGUGGAGAUCCGCGAGGUGGUGCUGGAGGACGAAGGGACCUACGUGUGCUCGGCUAGGAACACCUACGGCAAUGCAAGCACCUCCAUGGUCUUCAGUGCAGAGACGGCAAGGGUCAUUGCCACACCGGCCUCGGAGGUGCAGGAAGGCCAGGGGGUCAACCUGACCUGCCAAGUGAGCAGGAACUCAUUGGCCAUGACUAACUACAGCUGGUACAGAAACGGCCAGUGGCUGUCCGAGGGCCUGGCGAAUUCCCUGGUGUUCCAUCAGGUGGCCAGUGCAGACGCCGGGGUCUAUUACUGCAAGGCAACGAAUAACGGAACAAGCAGAAGCUCCGCCUUGGUCUCGCUGAAUGUGCUAUGCCCCAGGAAUCCCCGAAUGACCUCGUUCCUGGAGGCGGAAAUGGGCACACUGGCCAUCAUCCGGUGCAUGGUGGACAGCAACCCCCCAGCCCAGCUGUCUCUGUAUAAAGGAGAUGAACUCGUGGCCUCCACCAGCUCCAGGACUGCAGCCGCCCAGCGGAUUGGCGUCACUGCCUCCCCGAACUCCCUGAGGGUAGAGAUCCGGGACAUCACGCUGGAGGAUGAAGGGAACUAUUGCUUCACCGCUAGCAAUGCGUAUGGCACAUCUUCCGGCCGCCUGUACUUCCGUGUGCAAACGGCCAGAGUUCUAAUCACGCCCUCCACAGACGUGCAGGAAGGGGAUGGUGUCUCCCUGACAUGCGAUGUGACAGGAAAUGCUCCAGAGGGCGCCAUCUACACCUGGUACAAAAACAGCCACCGGCUCCACGAGAGCUCGGAGAGCUCCCUCCGCUUCCCGCACAUAACCAGUGGGGAUACUGGCUCUUACCACUGCAAGGCUCACAGCCCCGAGGGACCCAGCAGCAGCAUCUCCCCAGCCGUCAGCGUACACGUCUCUUAUCCGCGGGAGCCCCAGUUGACCUCCUUCCUGGAGACACUGGAUGGGCAGCUGAGCAUUCUCCAGUGCACUGUGAGUGACCCACAGUCAGAGUUAUCUCUGUUCAGAGGUAAACUUGUGGCUUCCACCACUGGCUCCCACCCUGCAGCCAGACAGCGAGUCAGCAUCUCGUCAUCACUCAACAGCUUGAAGGUGGAGAUCCAGGCUGUGGUAAUGGAGGAUGAAGGAGAGUAUGUAUGUUCUGCUAGUAACGCAUACGGCAACGCAACCUCCUCACUGAACUUCACUGCGGAGACUGCUAGGGUCUGGAUCUCUCCUUCGCCGGAUGUCCACGAGGGGGAUGCUGUUAACCUGACCUGUGCAGUUGACAGUGAUGCCCCGGGGAUGCCGCACUACACCUGGUAUAAGAAUAACAUAUGGUUCAGAGAGGGCCCUGGCAGGUCACUCGUGUUUCCCAAGGUCACCACUGCUGAUGCUGCAUCCUACCACUGCACGGUGAAGACCCAGGAGAGGGUUAGAAGCUCUUCCCCAGGCACUUUGAAUGUCCUUUAUCCUCCCAGGAAUCUCUGGGUGAAGUCCUUUCUGGAGGCUCAAGAUGGGAAGCUAGCCAUCAUCAUCUGUGCUGUUGACAGUAACCCGCAGUCAGAACUGGCCCUGCGCAGAGCUGGUGAGCUGGUUGCUUCUGGUUCCUCCCGAGGUAAUGAGGCAUCCGGACAGAGGUUACACAUCUCGUCCUCACCUAACUCCUUAAAACUGGAGAUCAGGAGCGUCACCUUGGAGGAUGAAGGAACGUAUGUGUGCUCGGCAAACAAUGUGAUCGGCGAGGCCAGCACCUCGGUAUACUUCACCAUAGAGACUGCGAGGGUUGUGAUCCAACCAGGUCCCGAUGUACGUGAGGGGGACCGCAUCACACUGACCUGUGAGGAUACCAGUAGCCAGCCGAGCACCAUUUACACCUGGUACAAGAACACCAAAUGGCUGGCGGAGGGCCCUGCCAGUUCCCUCAUGAUCCCUGGUGCGGCAGGCACUGAUGCUGGCUCGUACUCCUGCACAGCUCACGACAGGGGAAGAAGGACAUCUCUGCCCACCGCCUUGCGCGUCCUAUAUGCCCCAAGGAAGCCCUCACUGAGCUCCUUCCUAGAUGCCCAGGAUGGGCGCCAGGCCAUCAUCCAAUGCACUGUCGAGAGCCACCCACCGUCAGAUAUAGCUUUAUACAGAGGGGCUGAGCUCACACCUGUGGCUUCCACCCGGAGUUCUCGGGGCUCACCCAACCAGCGGCUGAGCGUUCACGUGUCCCACAAUUCCCUGAAGGUGGAGAUGAAGGACGUUGUGCUGGAGGACGCAGGCCAGUACAUCUGCUCAGCUAACAACACCUACGGCAGUGCUGCAGCAUCCAUGCACUUCGGUGUGGAGACUGUCAGAAUCAUGAUUGAACCAUCUCAGGAAAUCCAUGAAGGAGUCGCCGUCAACGUGACCUGCCUGGUUGCCGAUUGGCUCAGGGGGGAGACCAACUACACCUGGUAUAAGAACAGCAAGUGGCUGCAGGACGGUCUCGUUAGCUCGCUCCACCUUGAUAGGGUAUCCAGUGCCGACACUGGGUCAUACCACUGUCGGGCAGAGGGGAGGACAGGAAGUGCCACCUCUGCCCUGGUCAGCUUGGAUGUGCUCUACGCUCCAAGAAACCCAUCGAUGAACGUCUUCUUGGAGAACCGCAAUGCAAGGGUGGGCCUCAUCCGAUGUACAGCUGAAAGCAACCCACAGGCUGAAUUAGCCCUGUACAGAAAGGAUAAACUAGUGGCUUCCACCCGAGGCUCCCGCUCAGCAGCCAGCCAGAGGGUCGGUGUGUUUCCAUCCUACAACACCUUGAGAGUGGAGAUCUGGGAUGUCACAUCAGCAGAUUCGGCAGAAUACACGUGCAUGGCCAGCAAUGCACUGGGCAACGUGACAGCCACUUCCUACUUCAGUGCACAGACUCUCACUGACCUCCGCUUGUACAAGAUCCUGGCCGGGAUGUUCAUUGCAGCGCUGGGGGUUAUUGUUCUGGCCGUUGCAGUGGUCCUGUUAUGGCCCAGGAUAAAGAAGAUACUGAAGCCGCUAAAAGAUGAAAGCUCCCUGGAACUGACCGGCACAAGGGAACAAUCACAGGUUGACGACGGCUGCUCGAUCAACAGCUAAGCACGACGCCCGGCAGUGCCUGGAGCAGCUUGCACGGCACUGAGACUCCCCUGCCCGGCUGGACCUGGGCAGCGAAGUUGUUCUCACCCGGUGGCACAUUUUUAGUGCUCGCCAUACCUUGUACAUUGCAUGUGUCAAAUGCAGGACCGCUGUCAGUACCCAGAACUGAGCCCGGGCUGUGAAAAAUCCCAGGUGGUGUUUUCAUUGUAACUCUGUUUAGCAUCCUCACCCCUCGCCCCCUCCACAAAACCCACGCCAGCCGGAGUGCCCUCAUCUGUGCCCUGUGACUCCAUCAAGCCCCAUGUUUGCAAUAACCUUCUGGCGUGCUGCCAAGCAUCUAAUCAGUCACAAAAUAAACAAAGGAGCAAAGUGUCAGUAUCACAAAUG
Dermochelys coriacea (leatherback sea turtle) is the source of this 5774-nucleotide messenger RNA. It is a transcript of the gene SIGLEC1, whose product is annotated as sialic acid binding Ig like lectin 1. The record is from RefSeq and is a predicted model, not a curated record. Lineage: Eukaryota; Metazoa; Chordata; Testudines; Dermochelyidae.